Pyricularia pennisetigena is the source of this 504-nucleotide messenger RNA. RefSeq lists its product as uncharacterized. The transcript has a single exon. The coding region runs from base 1 to 504 and encodes 167 amino acids. Gene Ontology annotation, molecular function: toxin activity. The record is from RefSeq and is a predicted model, not a curated record. NCBI's taxonomy places the organism in Eukaryota, Fungi, Ascomycota, Sordariomycetes, Magnaporthales, Pyriculariaceae.
AUGCGUCUCAGCGCCUCAGUUUCAAGUGCUAGCCUCGUGCUAUCACUAAUAGGCGGGUCUGUAGCUUCACCAUACACCGUCUUUCGAGCCGACUCUCGCACCCCUGGUCAGAUCAAACGUUCCGGCGGCUUCAUGAGUUUGGGAGCCACUUAUGGAUUGGGGGAAGACUACAGUAUCACGCCCAUACGGCAUGUCGGUAUGGAUGAAUCGGAUUAUAAUUAUCGUAGAGAUCCUUGGAUAUCAACAACUGCGGAUCGCGAGUAUGCCAUCUCCCAUGCCAAGCGAAGGGCGCUUGGCGCUACAUGGCAUAUUUAUCACAUUAGCACGUCAGGGCUGCGCCUUAUUGACAUGAAAGAAGAGCACCAAAAGGCUGGCGAGAGUUACAGGCGUGCACACGAGCAGGAGUACCUCGUGCCUCAUAGGAUUUCUUGGGCGCAUAUCGACGGGUGGGAUGUCAUCGACGGAAGCGGGAAAAUAACAUAUGUCGCUAAUAACGAUCGUUAG